Messenger RNA from Polistes canadensis, 2480 nucleotides. RefSeq lists its product as uncharacterized. The record is from RefSeq and is a predicted model, not a curated record. Lineage: Eukaryota; Metazoa; Arthropoda; Insecta; Hymenoptera; Vespidae. The coding region runs from base 70 to 2034 and encodes 654 amino acids. The transcript is spliced from 3 exons.
UAAAAAUCUACAAAACGAGAUAUACCUGUUUUGAACUUGUAUGUGUAUUUGUGUAUAAUGGUAUAAUACAUGGACCCCACCUCUUUCAUGAAACUAUCGUGCGCUACCUGCGUGGAGAUCAUCUCCGGAGUAAAAGCUGAGAACUGGACGAGCAUAGGCACAGACAGCAUCAUGCGCUUGAUAGCAAUUGUGAUCGUUGGCUUAGCAGUGGUGUCGGUUGAUCAUCGAUCGACAGCCGAGGAUGUUGCAGAUUUAUCCGAAAGUAAUUUGGACGUUCCAGCAGCGGCAAUGAAAUUGGAUAAAAAUUUACGUCGAGCAUUGUUAAAGGCUUUAACGGAUUUGGAAGCGGAAUCGGUUGAACAAAGGAAGAACAACGACGAACCUAUCGCACAAGCCUACACGUCUAAUCAAUUCCAGGACAUUUCGAAAAAGGAUUUAAAUAAAAAAAUCGGCAUCGUUCAAAAAUCAAGUUUUUCCUUCGAUGGUUUUCCCGGAGAUGAAGAAAUACCCAGCGAGGAUAAGCUUCAAAAUUCAAGCUUCGUUCAAACGGAUAAAUACGUAAUCAUGUCUAGUUCACCUUCGAUGACUAUCGAGAAAGCUACUAGAAACGAUGCUAGAAGUUUCCACGUUCAGAAUAUUAUUAUGUCUGAUAAGAAUCAAGCAUUAAAGGUUGGCCCUAAGAUGGAACAAUUAGAAACGAAGAAAUCUAACGGUGAAUCUUAUGUUUCUUACGUUAACAAAGUAGAUAGUAUAACUUUAAAACCAUUGACUGAAUUAACAGAAGGUCUUACUGGUGUUGCUAGCAACGGUAUCGCAUUAGCUAAUUCAUUACCUUUACCAAAACCAACGGCAUCUAGUCCUACGGAUUCUCCUAAAAUAAAUGACACUUUAAUGAAUGGUAGUAAAGUAAUAGAGAAAUCUGAAGAGGUUAAAAUAUUCCAAGCACCGUUGGUGGCAGCGUUUACCGUUCAACAAGAUGAAAGUGGUGCACCUAAAAGCGUUGUACCUAUCUUUAAACCAACGGGAGAUGGGCAGGCAUUGACUUUGCAAGAACAGUUGGAAUUUAAGCAAAGGCUUUUAGAAAAACAGUUGGAAGAAUUGCAACAACAGCAGCUUCAACAAACCCAGUUUCUUAUCAGGCAACGUCAUCUUUACGAACAACAACUUAGGCAAAAGCAACAACAACAGUAUUAUCUUCAGGAACAAGCGAGAAUCAAGCAGAUCGAGGAACAAGCGAAAUUAAAGCAAUUGGAAGAACAGAGAUUGAAACAAUUCGAGGAACAACGAUUGAAACAGUUCGAGGACUCACGGAUCUUACGGUUUCAACAACAACCUGUACUAUUACAACAACAACCUGUACCAUUACAACAACAAAAGUAUCGUUUCUUUGAACAGGCUACAAAUCUCUUAAAUAUUCCAACACCGGCAGAAUCCAACGUUCGUUUACAACCCAGUGUCUCGUUAGAAGUACCAAAUAUUAUCGUUCCACCUCCUUUCAAUUUCCAAGACCAACUAAGAUUUCAACAACAUCGUCAACAACAACCACAACAACAACAACAGCAGCAGCAGCAACAACAGCAACAACAACAAAGAUUACACCAGAGCUUUGGACCCGUAACAGAUUUUCAACAACCACCCGUGGCAGCAUCAACGAGAUUUAACAGGCAAGAAGCUUUCAACUCCGUGGGUAAUUUUGGCUUUAAUGAGAAACCAUUAGCGACUAGGAAUACUUUUACUUUUGGCGUACCUCAAAGAAAUCCAAUUAAUUUCGUCUAUAAUCCUUACACUCACAAUCAAUAUAGACAAACAAGACCACAGCAAACACCAGCAAAACAAAUCCAACAUCUUCUUUAUCAAUCAGGUAUCGCUGGUGAAUUAGGUAAUGCUGAAGGUUCUGGUGGUCAAGAAGAUUUAAACAUCGUUUCUAAAGUUCUAGCAUUAAACGUGGGUGCCAUACCCAAUAAAAAUCUUCAUUUUACUACGAAUAACCGUGUUAAUAACGGAUUUGUCGCCAAAGUUCCCGCUAAUGCGUGAAAUAUAAGAUUAUAACGAAGAAAGAUCCAGACGAGUCAUGUAAAUUACUACAAGACGAUAUUAAUUAUGUCGAGCUCUCUGUCACUAUCAUAUUAAUUUCUUUUAUUUCUUUAUCUUUUCAUUACACACAUUCUUCCGUAUAGAUAUAUAUAUUUCAACAAUACACAACACAAAUUUGUUAUAAUAUAAGUGACGCUAAAAACGAUCUUUCGUCAGCUCAGGUUGUUGUUCGUUAUUUUUCACAAGUGAACAUUAUCCCAUAACGAACAUAAUCGUAUUUAAUUAAAUUACGAUUGCGAAUAUCGGAAAAGAAAUAGUAAUGAGUUAUGCAAAACGUGUGUUAAGCUAUAAUAUUUCACGCUACAUUGCAACACAACAAAUUUUGUAAAUAAGUUGUUUCUUACUUAUACAUUUGCAUACACGCAUAUCUAAUUCUUGUUUUAUUU